Molecule: messenger RNA, 1697 nt
Organism: Apis florea (little honeybee)
Lineage: Eukaryota; Metazoa; Arthropoda; Insecta; Hymenoptera; Apidae
Product: ankyrin repeat and SOCS box protein 16
Molecular function (GO): protein binding
Source: RefSeq, a predicted model, not a curated record
AUUUGCUGCGCACACUCCCGCGCGUUCCCUUUGUGUUAUUUUCGGGCAGAAUCACCGUUCAAAGCUUUAAAUAGGACCGACUUUCCGACAAAGAAGGUAGUUUGCAACAUCGUUUCUACAUGCUGGAACAUCGCAGAAUAUUCACCAUGCCUUCCGAAUGCAUCGCCAAUCCAUUGCAGCGUGAGUUGGCCGAUGCCAUUAUUCGGUUACAAUCGCUCGACGAGAUUCGAAUCUUACUGGCGUGCGGGGCAAAGGUGAACGAGCCUGUGACCCAAGGCCUGAGACCGUUACAUUACGCGGUAUGGCAGAGGUACACAGAGGCGGCCCAGCUGUUGUUGGUACGUGGCGCGGACAUCGAUGCGACCGACGAAUGUGGCUAUUCGGCAUUGCAUCUUGCCGCCGAGCACGGUUACUUCGAUUUGGUCAAAUUGUUGCUUGAGCAGGGUGCAAAAGUCGAUCAUAGAGAGGAAACGGGAGAACUCUUUCCAAGGACAACGUUGUGCGACGAACCGUUGCGGCUCGCUUUGAGAAAUCGACACGUCGAAGUGGCCAGAAUCCUGCUGGAAGCCGGCGCGAAUCCGAACAAAAGGUACUUCUUCGGAUCGGAGAUUAAUCUAGUCUCUCCGGUGGAUCUACAAUGCAUGGAAUUAUUAUUAGCUUUCGGGGCUCAACCGAAUACACGAGACCGUGCUGGGCUGACGCCAUUGAUGAAAGCAGCAAGGCUGCCUCAGGGCAUAGCUUCUGUGCUGCUUCUGUUGAGCUACGGGGCGGACGUUAACUCGAUGGCUGACGUGCGACACGACUACCGGACCGUCCUCCAUUAUGCGAUCCUAGGCGGUGAUCCGACGGUUAUCGAUUUGUUGUUGAAGCAAGGCGCUCGACUCGACCUUGGUCCCGAAUAUCAGAAACCGACGGCUCUCGAUCUGGCGAUACUGAAAGGAGAUCCCUCGAUCGUUCAAAAACUGUUGGAAUCGGGCGCUGACGUAAAUGCUACUUCGCCAAUCAUUGGCUCGCCCCUUCACGUUGCUUGCGCGGACAACAUUCCGAACAGAUUGGAGAUUUUAUCGAUGUUGUUGGAGCGAGGAGCGGACCCGAACUUGGUGAUACGUAGCGACGAAGGGCCGGCAUUGCGGCCAGUUCUCGCCGAGUAUGUCGCUUCGAACGAGAAUCCGUCGGUAGAGGUGGUAGCCCUGUUGCUUAAAUAUGGCGCACGAGUUGUCAUCAAGACGCAGUUCCGCGAUCCUCACGGCAUACUGAACUCUCUCCAGAACACGGCGGAUAAGCCACGGUUGCUCAAGGCGUUGUUGGAAGCGGCGGAAAGUUUCGAUCCUUGCAUGAUAAGACGAUCGAGCAGUUUGACAGACGCGCAAAAAGAACUUGUGAUGGAAGCGGCGCGAACACCGUUGCCUCUGACCCACCAAGCAAGAUUGAUAGUGCGCAAGCUUUGCGGCACCAAGUUGCCCAAGAUUGUACGAAAAUUACAGCUGCCUCAGUCGCUGCAUCGCUACCUUCUCUACGAUUUUCAUUGAGAUAAUUGAUAAUCGAUCGAGUUUUCGAAUGACGCCAGUGUUCCUUCUCCUUGCUCGUUCAACUGUCAACCGUUGACAUUCUCCUUCGUUAUCUCUUACUACACAGUAUUUAUUCGUUACACGCUCGUGCACCUUUUUUUAUAUGUAUAAUAUAUUGAAAUAAUAUUC